Molecule: messenger RNA, 2122 nt
Organism: Mercenaria mercenaria
Lineage: Eukaryota; Metazoa; Mollusca; Bivalvia; Venerida; Veneridae
Exons: 4
Coding region: 133-567 (144 amino acids)
Molecular function (GO): GTP binding; GTPase activity
Source: RefSeq, a predicted model, not a curated record
AUUGUGUAUUUACAUGUCAUGGUUAUCAGGCGUGUCGGAGUUUAAAACGGGUAUUUGGUUAUGAUACAGAGGAGGAGGUAUUUACAACAAACUGUUUUAGGAAUAGGGAAAGGAAUUACAUAGUACACAGUCAUGGCGGAUACCAAAAAGUACGAUUAUGUGUUUAAAGUAUUAAUCAUUGGUGAAGUAGCCUCAGGAAAGACAGCGUUGUUAGAUAGAUACGCAGAAAACUCCUUUACCGACGCAUACAUCCCCACAAUAGGGGUUGAUUUUGUGGUUAAGAAAAAAAAGUACAACGGAAAGAUUAUAAAAGCACAGGUAUGGGAUACGGCCGGUCAAGAAAGGUCCAGAGCUUUAACAGCCAGCUUUUAUCGAGGUUGCCAUGGUGUAAUAAUAGUGUUUGAUGUCACAAACCGGUCAACAUUUGAGCGAGUGGAAAACCGGAUCACUGAAUUUGAGGUAGUUGAAAAAUCAACCUUUACCCUACUAAAUUGCUAUUAUAAUAAUGGGCAGGCCCAUCCUUCAAUUUGGACAGUACCAUUCAUUAUUUGUAGCAGUGUUAACUAAACCUUUCUAACUAAAUAGCGAACAGUGCAGACGAUGAUCUUGGCCUGCAUUUCUCGCAAAGGCAGAAUCACUUACCGACAGAAGGCUAAAGGUUAGAUAAGUUGAUAUUUCCAAAUGCGUGAGUUUUAAUGAUAUAAUUCAAACAUUGCAAGGUAUUAUCCGUUGGAUUUCAAAAUGUCAAAUAAAAAGUCUGAUGGUAGUAGUUACAGAUUGCUUCAAAAGAAACUAAGGCUAUCAAGGACACAUGUAUCUUUAGGUCUGUUUACGAUAUUCAUUUCUUGGUACUUUUUUUGCAAAGAAUAUAAUUAAGAAUUGUAAUGUUUGCAAUAAAUUUACGCUCGUUACAUUAUUGCAACUAUAAAACAUAUCUUAUGCAAUAAUUUGAUACAUGUGUUAAAGCUAAUGUAUACAAAAUUAUGAAAAUGAUAUUGAUGCGACGUAAUUAAUAUGUGUUAUGCAGACCUACCGCCUCAGUCACAAUGAAAUGCAUUUUUUUGUUUCACUUGGGGCAAAAAUAAAAGUUUGUAAAACUCUUUAUUUUGAAAUGUUAAUUUACCAUAUACGGUUACCUUGGUUCUACAAAAACAAUGGUAGUUGUCGCUGUCUGAUAGUUCGACAAUAUUUUUUUUCGAUAUAAAGAUGAAUCUUCAGGGAAAAAAUAAAACAGACAUGACCAUUUUUAAAGGACUGUUUUAUUCAAAUAACUCUUUAAGACCCAACAAAAUUGUUACCACAUGAUAUGGUACAAAAAAGUAAUGUAGAAAACCCCGAAAACUAAUAAAUUACACAAAGAUUUGUAGUUACUAUCUUCUUUUGAAGUUCAAAAUUCUAGAAAUUUUUGUUUACUACUUGCUUUCAGUUUUUGCAUACCUUUUGAAAUGUAUUUAUUCAACUCAAAUAUGUUAUUUUCUAAAAAUUCAGUCAUUUCUCUUUAAAUAAUGGUCUCAUUUUUGUGAUUACGACUAUGUUUGGCAGAGAUAUCGCAAUUUUAAAAUGAAAGCCGAUAUUUACCCAAAAAGUCUACGGACAAGACAUCAUCGCCAAGUGCUUUCUACAUAGGUUUUAGAAGACAGUCUUUUAGUUCUGUUGAACUUUUUAUGUUUAAAAUGAUCAAGAACAAGUAAAUAACAAACAAAUUUAUGAAAAGAAGUAUAAUUGACGGUCUUCGGAAUGUGUCUUCGAAUAAUUGAAGGAUUUGAACAACUGUGACUGAAUCAAAAUGUCAUUAUGUGACAAGUUCUGUGCUAUUGCUUACAUAAAUUAGGACUAAUUGUUUUCAUAUUUCACUAUAUACUAAAAAUAAUGAUACUUGGAAGGAUCCUCACUGAAAUAGGCUGUUAAAAUUCUCCUUCAGCUUGGUGUCUACGGACAAGACAUUUGACCAUAAUUUCUGUUUAAAAGACAGAUAGAUUAAUAAUGUUUCUGAUCAAUGCUCAUGCAUUUAAUGGGCUUAAGAACUGACCUUGCAGCCUGUUAUGUACACCAUUUAGACUAUGUUUAUUUAUCUGUAAUAACUUUUAACCUCAACUAAACAAAAUAAACCACAAUCUUCCUG